Molecule: messenger RNA, 1417 nt
Organism: Ananas comosus (pineapple)
Lineage: Eukaryota; Viridiplantae; Streptophyta; Magnoliopsida; Poales; Bromeliaceae
Product: matrix metalloproteinase-2-like
Exons: 4
Coding region: 175-1245 (356 amino acids)
Source: RefSeq, a predicted model, not a curated record
UCCCCUUCCCCAAAAAGACCACCACAAACCCCUUCCCUAAUCCUUCCCCAAAACCCUAAACCCUAGCGCCAUGAUCGAUUGCCCCUCCGAUCAUCCGCCGUAGAAGUCGCCAUCUGCGAUCGCGUGCUCCUUCUCAUUGUCUCCUCCUCUCGCCCCGCGAGAUCCGCGAUCGCCAUGGGCGACGACGCCGACCCCGAUUACAAGCUCUUCCUCGAGCACCUCCGCGUCGAUGGCAAAUCCUACGUUCUCGAGAUGAUCUGCGAGGAUUCGCGAUCGCAUUUGCGUAUCAAGUACGAGGAUGACGAGGAUUCGAGCGACAUCAUCCAAUCUCAUCGCAGCGGAGACGGCAGCGCGAACGGGCCGAGUUCCUGCCCUAGCGAGAAGAAGACGACGACGACGACGACGAAGCGGACGAGGGCGGGUUCGGGAUCGAACUCGAGCGAGAUAGCCGCUUGUUGCCCUGAACCCGCCGAUCAGUUUGAUGUUCGGAUCUCGAUGUUCGACGAUAGCUAUCGGAUUUUCUUGGAUCACGUCCGGGUUGUGGAUGGGAAAAUGGUCCUUGAAUUGGAUAACAAUGUGGUUGUUAGGUAUGAAGAGGAGGAGGAGGAGGAGGAAGAAGAAGAAGAAAAAGAAAAAGAAAAAGAAGAGGAGAAGAAUGAGGAGGAAGAAGAUGUCAAAGAAGAAGAAAUCAAGGAGCAAGAGAGGCAAGAGGAGUUGUUAGUUGAAUCUGAAGUUGUCGAAAAAGAAAGCGAACGUGGAUCGAAUGAGAUGGCGCUGAAGCUUACGGACCUUUCUAAUGAGUCUCCGAAGACCCCCGCUAACGUUCCCACCUUGAAAAACGAUGGCUGUCCCGAAGAGAUCCUUGGUAGGGUACCAUCUGAGUUCAAGAGCAGGCUGAUGAGUGUACUUCGACAGCCAUUCGAUCAGAGUGAAUAUGAUGAUCUUAUGGCAAUGGCGACUCGUCGCAUACGUAUAACGAAGUUCAAGGAGUUGCGAAACAUGUCCAUACCUUAUUCAACAAAUGCGUUGGGCUAUUCAUAUUUUGAUCAUUACCCAGAUCUUGCCAGACAGAUGGAAUGUGCUGAUCCUCACAGGGGAUUGAGUCUGUUGCGUGGGUUCUUCUUUUGGUUACAGAAUGUUGGCCAUGAAGGAGCAUUUAUGCCCUGGGUGGCUGCAUCCACAAGCUACAAGUCAGUGCCUUACAAUGAUUGCAAGAAAACAGUUUCGCACCAGAGUUCAAAUUGAAAUUUUCUGGAAGAUGAGUUUGGGGACAUCUUUAUCUUGUUCUGUAAAUAAAUCAGGCCUCUCAUCAGUAUAAAUUAACUAUCGGGGUUAAAAGCUAUGGUUCUUUUUGUAAAUGUAUAUGCUCAACCUGGGAUUUUCGUUUCUAGUAACAUCAUGCUUGGGCACUGGUUAA